UUGCCUUUCUCGAUGCUUUAUAAGUAUUGAGGUGUAUGGCUGUACCUAUCCUGAUGAAGUCAUGAGACAAGUUCAAGAACUGAGUGCUGGUGUACAACCAGCCAUCAUGCAAGAACAGCGAGAGAGAAUGAAACAGAAGCACUAUUUAUAGUUUGUGAGCAGCUUAUAUCCAAGAUGAAUUUUGUGAACUCCUCAGACAUGUACCGGAGCAUAGACAUCACCCUCAUUCAUGACCAGUACCAGAUGUCAAAACACAAUCCAGCUUUUCAACGACCACAGAAUUUUCAGAAUGUUACUGCACCACAUGCACAACAGUAUAACAGUGAUCAGUCAUUUCCUCGUUACAAUGGGCCACAGACAUCAGUUAGAGACACUCAGUCUCAUAGUUAUCAGCAGCUUUCGACAAGUAGCCCUGAUUCUUUCAGUCCCCAGUUGCAGCAGCAAUAUUUUGGGGACCCAUCACAGAAAGUUAAGAGUUCACAGCAGGAAGUCAUGGUACAGCAGUUGCUAAAGGGCCUUAACCCAUACAACAGGAACACACACAAUGUCACCAUGUCCUCCAGCGCUCAGCAACAUCAUCUGACUGCAGGGAUGCGUUACCAAUGGGAGUUUCAUAAUCAGAAGCCUGGUGUCAGCAUGAACAUUCAUGGUUAUAAUUCUCCAAGGGGAGGCAACACAGCACAAGCUCUCUUGACAGAUCCUCAGCAAAGAGGCAAUGGCCCUUCAAGGGGGUCCAAUGGUCCAACAACUAGAGUCGGUGGUGGAAGGUACCAGCAGUUUGUUAAACCAGAAAGACAUGAGGACUAUUUUGAAGGUGGCUCACCAUUAGAGCAAUUAAAGCAUGAAUCAUCUUCAGCCAGGCCUUUAGUGGGGCUUGCUGGGCAGCAUAAUAGUGCUGGUGCCAGGGGCUUAAUGCCAAGCUGUCAACCCACAAGUAGUUUUGGGGGAAUGAACUGUUAUUCAGACACCUUUAGACCUGGCACAUCCCAGCAGCACAAAAGCAAUGGCAUUGGUACCAGCAGAAAUGAUAACUUUGCAAGUGUGGCAGCAGCAACUGCUGCAGCAGAGCAGGUGGCACGAGAAGCUGCCAAGCCAUUUGCCAAGUGUCUUGUUCUAGCAAGCCAGCAAAUGUGUGUAGGCAAGAUCAAAAGACUAGCUAUGGAGGUGAAAAAUUUGAAGACAGAACGUCCAAAUGCAGUAGACAAAUUAUAUUCCGCUUCAAACCGAGCCCAUGUGCAUAUCCAGUGUGAAAUUGAGUCAGGCCCUGUUGUAAGAGGGACAGGAACUUUUUUCUGCAGUGUACAGUUUGAUGGCAUAAACAUCGCAGUUUGCUCAGGACUGAACAAACGCACAGCCAAGGUUGAAGCCUUUGAAACUGCUCUCAAAAAGAUUAUGAAACCAUACCUUCGCAUUGUUGAGAUUGAUGGUUGUCAGAAAGAGCUCCAGGCUUCCGAUCAAGAAUUUUCCUGUGACCCACCUGUGCAGACAGUUGUAAAACCGACGUCAGCUGUCAUUUCCAGCAUAAGUACAGACAACUCUGGUGCUCCAAGCUACUCCAUUCAGAAAGAAUCCAAUGUAGAAGCAAUCACAAACAUCAAGAAACGCAAUUAUGUUGCAAAGGAUCUGAGUGAAUUUGUCCUCGUGGAGCCUCAACACCACAACAGCAGUGUCAAUGGGGCCAGCAUUCUCCGUCGAAGUGCUGACUUCAGCAAAAUGCUUCUGGAGUAUGACUUUGCUGCACAUGGAGCAAGUGGUGCCAUCCGAUGCAUGUUGAGAGUUGAAGGCCAGGUGCUGGCAGAUAUUGUAGGGGCCAACAAGCCAGCUGCAAAGAUAGAGGCCUCCCAGCGCGCAGUAGACGUUUUGCGUCAGCAAUGUUGGACCAUCCUCACCAAGCAAGCCCACGACUCCAAUGCACCCGAAAUUACAAAGGAGGAGAUUUUUUCUGAUCUCGCCAACACCAUUGGUGUAUCUACUGUUCCAGCCUCUAUGGCAAAAUCAAUUCCUGAUUCCAACAAAGGAAAGAAACUUUUGCAGAAGAUGGGCUGGACAGGAGGCGGGAUUGGCAAAGAUGGAACAGGCAUGGAGGAGCCUGUUGCCGUGACAACAGUCAUCAACCGUGAGGGUCUUGGCCUCAGUUCCUCAAAAGGCAUCACCACAGACUUUCGUCAGCGGGUCACACAGCUGUUAGAGAACUAUGCAGCAUCUGAUCGCCAGGACGACUUGAUUUUCUCACCGCUUUUCCGCAAGGAUGAGCGCAUUAUCAUUCACAAUGAAUGUCGUCGACUCAAUUUAAAAAGCAACAGCAAAGCUCAGGGAGGGGAGCGUUUUUUAAUCAUUCGGCGAAAGCGAUCAGCUUCUCAGCUGCUUGAACACAUCAUGGCUUGUGGUGGGGAGACGGUCAGAUACAAGAUUGCCCCCCCUGGUCAAAGGGUAUAUCCUUGGCAACGGGCUAGUGUUGCUUUUGGAGGCAUGUGAUGUUAAUUUCCCUCAUGGUUUAGUUAAAAGAUCUUCCAAGUGUUAUCCACAUGGGGGUUUCUCAUAGAUGUGCAGUAGAUGGUUGAUAUCUUUUAUGAACUAUAGCUGGUGGUUCAGGUUCAUCAUCGGAAUCAUGAACUCAAAUUGUUGCCUUUGGUAUAACAUGCUGUAAGUCAUGAGUUAAGAUAUGUUUUGGGGAUCAUAAACUCAAAUUGUUGCCUUUUGGUAUAAUAUUCUGUAACUGGUUACUUGAGACUUGAUGUCAUUGUGUACACUAGACACAAUUAUUAUCUUUGUUAAAUUCUUCUGAGUAGAUUGCAUGUUUGAGAUGUUUCAUUUUGUUUAGAAUUAUCAGACACCGUAAAAUCUCCCUACUAAAAAUCCACCAAAAUCAGGUCAUAACUGAAAGGGUUCAAGGUAGGAAGAUAACCAAUCUGUUUUCAUUCCAGUAACCAUGACUUUAAGCACCUUUCUGUGCUUAACCCUAACUCUUUCUAGUUAAUUUAUUUAAAUGUGAAAUAAAGCUAUUAAAAACCAUAUAAUAAUGCAGGGUUUUUUGUUUUUCACUUUAGUCAUACCUAUUUUGCCAUUGUUGCACGCACGCUGUUCUUUAUCUGCGUGUGGCAUCUGUUUCUAGCUGCCUUGCAUUGAUAUAGCCUUAGUUGCUGGCUAGGUGUGAAUGAUUUUUUUCUUCUGGAUGGGGUUUAUUGCACAGUAAAUAAAGGCCACUUCACAUUUG
Pomacea canaliculata is the source of this 3214-nucleotide messenger RNA. RefSeq lists its product as uncharacterized. Gene Ontology annotation, molecular function: nucleic acid binding. Bases 175 to 2475 code for a protein of 766 amino acids. Lineage: Eukaryota; Metazoa; Mollusca; Gastropoda; Architaenioglossa; Ampullariidae. The transcript has 4 exons. The record is from RefSeq and is a predicted model, not a curated record.